CUGUCACCCUCAUAAACCCUAGGGGUUAUGUUUGGAUAAGACAAAAAUUCUUAUUUUACGUAACAUCCAGCACUAUCCCGGUCCAAAAUUGUCCAAAAAUAGUUUAAAUGUAGUGUGUUGUACUUCUCGCCAGCUUCAAAAGUCGCUCGGGCGGUGAUGCCGAUGACAUACAGAUCUAUUUUUGUCUUCAAAUUAUUUAGGCCGGAUUGACCAAAGGUUAAGGUUUAAUAUGCAUUUUACUACGCGCGCCAACUAGUUAAACCAUCCUCUAUCGCCUACACCUGAUAUGGAUGAGCUGAAGAACAGGGCUGGAGAAAAACUGGAAGCAUUGCAUAUAGCAGCCAAAACUGCUGCAAAUGGGGGAAAAUCGCGAGUCCAAGAUGCCUUCAAUCAGACAUCCGAUGCCAUUUCUAAGAUCCGCGAAGCCUUCCGUGAGCUAUGGCAGAACGAGCUGAUAGUGGAAGGUAGGGAGCGCAUCGCGGCCUGGACGGCGGACGCGGUGCAGCGCAUCAGGGAGGGCGCGCCGCCCCUGUCGCCCGUCCUACUCUACGAGGAGCUGGUGGCCCUGUUCAAAGACAGGGUAUGGCGUCGCAGCGUGAUAAUCUUCGUGAUGGGCGCGGCUAUAGGCGGGAGUGCCGGGCUGUGCGUAGGGCUCCGUGCGGCCGCGCGGGAGCCCUCGGGGCCGCACGCUCGGGCUUUGCACACACAACCCGACCAUUCUGUGUUACUGGUAGAAGACGCCGUGGCGCCGAGCGCGGGCGCAGGCGAAGUCCUCGUCCGCGUGCAGGCGUUCAGCGCGUGCGCAGUGGACCGCUGCGUGCUGCGCGGCCGCGGCGCCGGCCUGCGGGCGCUCGUGGGCCGCGGGCACGUCACGCUGGGCCGGGGAUUCGCAGGCGUGGUGCUGGACGUGGGUCCCGGGGUGGCGUCCCUGGAGCUGGGCGACGAGGUGUGGGGCUGCGUCAGCGAGUGGGCGGGCGGCGCCGCCUCGGAACUGCUCACCAUACGCAGUACGCGCGUGAGCAAGCGUCCGCGCGGCGCGGCGGCGGACGCGGCGGCCGCGCUGGUGGCGGGCGGCGCGCUCGCGCUGUCCGCGCUAGACCGACUCAGACUCACGCCGAACGCCGCUAAGGGGAAACGCGUGGUGAUAAGCGGCGCGGCGAGCGGCGAGGGCUGCGCGCUGCUGCAGCUGCUGGCGGCGUGGGGCGCGCGCGCCAGCGUGCUCGCCGCGCCCGCCGCCGCCAGGGCGCUGCUUCAACUUGGGGCGCAUGAGUUCAUAGAGCCAGAGAACUCGUCGCCGGCCGAGUGCCCGUGGUCGCUGCUGCGGCAGCACGCGGCGCGCUGCGGGCCGUGGGACGCCGCGCUGCUGUGCGGCGGGCCGCCCCGCACGCCCGCCGCGCCGCCGCCCGCCGCCGCCAUACUCAAAGCAACAGCGCCGCGAAACUCAGUGAUCGACUUGCGACCGAAGCCUCUCAUCACUGACCGGCUGCCGAUGCCAUUGGCAUUCGCGUUCGGCGUCUCUUUCUACACCUUUAGACUGUUGAGGUGGCUAGUGGGGUUGGGAACGCACACUGACUGGCUGGAGGACAAAUAUAGACUGACUGAAGGUCUGGAAACUCUUGCGCAGCUGGUGGACUCGGGGGUGGUAGCGCCUGUGCUGGACAAGGUGUACUUACCGCAGGACUACGAGAGUGCGCUGGCGCACGCCUGCAGCGAGGACGCGCUCGGCACCACCGUCGUGAGAUUCCCAUAAAAAAUAUGGGAUUAUUUGAUUAUUAUUAUUAUUACUUGGGAUUCUUCUUUUAGGCGAUGGGCUAGCAACCCGUCACUAUUUGAAUCGCAAUUCUAUCAUUAAGCCAAACAGCUGAACGUGGCCUAUCAGUCUUUUCAAGAUUGUUGGCUCUGUCUACCCCGUAAGGGAUGGAACUUUCUUGGAUAUAUUUACUCGAUUUGUAAAGAGAGGGAGAUGAGAGAUGUUAUUUUUUAAAGCGACUUCGGAAAAUGAUAAAAAUAUGGGAUUACGUUUUGUGAAAUUUUCUGAGGAUAUAUUUACUCGAUUUGUAGAGAGAGUGAGAUGAAAGAUGCUUUUUUUAAAGCGACUUCGGAAAAUGAU
Molecule: messenger RNA, 2110 nt
Organism: Amyelois transitella
Lineage: Eukaryota; Metazoa; Arthropoda; Insecta; Lepidoptera; Pyralidae
Product: reticulon-4-interacting protein 1, mitochondrial
Exons: 12
Coding region: 287-1750 (487 amino acids)
Cellular component (GO): mitochondrion
Molecular function (GO): oxidoreductase activity
Source: RefSeq, a predicted model, not a curated record